Messenger RNA from Xiphias gladius (swordfish), 2248 nucleotides. Its product is annotated as interleukin-18 receptor accessory protein-like. NCBI's taxonomy places the organism in Eukaryota, Metazoa, Chordata, Actinopteri, Istiophoriformes, Xiphiidae. Gene Ontology annotation, molecular function: interleukin-18 receptor activity. Bases 171 to 1922 code for a protein of 583 amino acids. The record is from RefSeq and is a predicted model, not a curated record. Gene Ontology annotation, biological process: interleukin-18-mediated signaling pathway. The transcript has 12 exons.
AAGAGACGGGGAACAAGCACUUCCGACAAUUAGGAGGAAAUACAACAACUCUAGAUCUGGUUAUGCAUGAGUAAACAUUAGAAAAAACACUCACAUUUAAGGAAGACUGAUUUGAUCAGCAUCAUGACCUAAUUAAAUGAGAUUUUUUUUUACAGAUUUAGAGAGACAGGAUGCAAACCGGAUACAUUCUGGUUUGUUUAAUCUUUCCCAUUGUCUUGGACGGAUGCUGUAUGGGAAACCAUCAAAACAAACGACCAGCAACUGCAGGACUCAUAGGUCUUCGGCAGGAUACUACACAUCAGCACUACAGAGCCGUCGAGGGAGAGAGCUUUAUGAUGCCGUGUGUAAAAUCCACGAACAGGCGCAUAAACGUGGUGUGGUCCAGGACUGGAGAUGGCAGAGGAGGAAAUGAAGGCCCAUCCUUUGACUGUGGAAAAGAAUUCCCAGCUGAAGUAAAACAUUCUGGAAACUACACAUGUCUCACAGGUGGCAGCAAGUUGUACUUGCAUCUACAGGUGGUGAAGAAUAUCAGUCUGAGAUGCUUCCGGCCUGAGGAGAACAAAGUAGAGCUGCUCAACAGUGCUGGCGGGAAGGUCCCCUGCCCGGGACGCAACUGUAGUAACAACACAGAUGUCAGAUGGUACAAGGGUAACAUAGCUGUGUCUGAGCAGCGUAGAGACUCCUGUGAAAGGAAUGGGCUGUUACAUCUCUGCCAAGUCAAAAGCGAAUUUGAUCCUGGUGUAUAUUUCUGUGAUAGACAAAUAAUUGAGCAGGGAGUCACGUGGACCUUCAGGAGGGCUGUUAAAGUCAAAGUUGUACCACACAAGACAACAAGUAACCAUCCAAGGAUUGUGUAUCCUGCUGGCAACAUGACAGAGGAAGUGGAGCUUGGUUGGUCUCAUACUCUGACCUGUGAGGUAUUUUUUCCUUAUGAGAAUAAGAUUUCAGCAGACGUGCGAUGGUACAUAAAUUACAGUGGCAACAAAGAGAGUAUGACUCAACUACACAUGGAGAGGCCACAACAGAGGUCGGAGAUAAAUGGAGAGUACAGGGUCACACGGAGAGCCAUCAUAAAAGAGGUGACUCCACAACACUUGAACCACACCUAUACCUGCAUUGCCAACAAUACUGUCGGAAACAGCAGUGUCACUAUCAAGCUCAAGAAGAAAAUUGAAGUAAAAUGGCCGUCACUGGUUGGGUAUCCCUUUGUGUCUUUGCUGCUGGUAGCUGGGCUGGGAAUUGUUUUGCAUGUGAAAUGGCUGGAACUAAAGCUAAUCUACAAAUCCCACUUCCAACAUGGAAAACACGAUGGAGAUGACAAAGAGUUUGAUGUGUUUCUGUCAUAUCUGAGCCCUCAAUCAGCAGAGGUGGAGGGAGGUUGGCCCCUUUUCUCCCAAUCAGGACCUGACACUGAUAAGGAAGCAUGUCUAUCCAGCACGGACCCGCUGAACACUAAGGAGUGUGGAGCCAUCCAGAGACCACUAGAAGUACUACUACCCCAAGUGUUGGAAGAACAGUGGGGAUAUCGCCUCUGUCUGCUGGAGAGGGACAUGCUUCCAGGAGGAGCAUAUACAAAUGAUGUGAUUCUGGCAAUACAGAGAAGCCAAAUGCUUAUCUGUCUCCUGUCAGCUGACUACCUCUGCAACAGCAAUGCUGUGUUCGUACUGGAGUCAGGAGUACAGGCUUUGCUGCAAAACUCUGUCCUCAAACUCCUGUUAAUAUGGACCAGUGGAGACCCAGCAUCCCUUAUCCAGCAGGACCCCCCACUGCCCUCAGUGGUCCAAAGGGCCUUGAAGGUGCUACCAAGUCUGAAUUGGACGUCAGGCAAACCUGCCAGAGCCACCUGCAACUUCUGGAGGUCGUUGAGGAAGGCCAUGCCUGAUCGGAGAGUGAAGCUGGUAUCACUCAUGCAGGACCAAUGAUUAGACUAUUACCGGUAACAUUUUUUCUAAGCAUGUAUAUGUACGUGUAUAUAUAGCAUGCUUAUUCACUUCAUAAUGAAGAAAUGCAGCUUGCGUUACUCCACUAUUUACUCAAAGUCAUGAAUCAAAUGUGCUAGGGAAAUUUCCACAUUGGUAGGAUGUCAAAUCAUAACAGAUCAUUUUCAGACUUAGGGAAAAAGUGAGUCACCUUUUGUACCGAAAAUAAACAUUCAGUUAACCGUGUAAAAUAUUCUCAUUACUUUACAAUUCAAAGCAUUAAAAAGACUGAAAAAGACUAAACAAAAUGUAAAAAGAAAAAUUCUUUU